AUGAUCGGGCCGUCAUCGGGGGCUGCCGGCGACAUGACGGACGGCCAGUGCCAAGCGGUGCCAUCCAAGCGCAAGAUUUUCGACGACCUGGACAUCGACAGUUUCUGCGAGGAGGUUUGCCACACGAGCCGCAAGCGUUAUCUUCAGAAAUUGGAGACACCGGUGGAGUUGGUGGCGUCCAACGAGAUCAUCACCGACGCGGCUCUGUUCUCGCCGAUGUCCGCCGAGGAAGCCGUCGAAGACUCGCCAGUUGCGCGUCUUGAAGUGCUGCUGGUGAACGGUACCAACUGCACCUGGACGACCGUGUCCGAGCUGGAGCAGCAGGAACAGCAACAACAGCAACAGCAGCAACAGAAUCUAGAGCUUUUGACGCCUUCGUCGUCGUCCGUGUCGUCGUCAUCAUCGUCGUCCAUGUCCAUUUCCUCGUCGGUCUCUUCCUGCGCGGAGCGUCACCGGCAACAAACAUUUCAGCAAGCCUAUAUCGUCGAACAGACGCAUUAUCAGCCAACGGUGUCGGUGAAUUAUUGGGAAACAGUCGCCGAACCAACGGUUGCUGCUCCGAGUGUGCAACAAAGUAAGGACACGGCAAACAGCCAUCAUAAUCAGCAUCAGCCACAGCAGCAAUUUGAAGACCAAGAGAAUGGGAAUCUGUCGUGGUUGUUGGACUUCAAGUUGGACUCCUUCAUCGAAGCCGCGGACGACAAGACGAGCGUGGGAUCCGCGAUGGUGAAGGACAAUCAUUGUGGCGCCAAAAGCAAACCAAGUGGACGAUCGCACGGCUCUAAUUACACCAGCGACGUCAGAAGAGGACACAGCAAUCAUGAGAGCUCAUCGGUGUAUCGGCAGGAUUCGAAUCAGACGACUUAUCCCGCUAACGGGAUCGACAAUCGGAAUCUUGCAUCUUCGCGAUCCAACGGGCUGAAGAAGCCACCCUUCACCUACACGGAAUUAAUAGAGCACGCUCUUCAGGAGAGAGGCGAGCUCACAGUCUCCGCCAUUUAUCAAUGGAUCUCCGAGCAUUUCCCGUAUUACAAGAGCAACGAUGAUCGUUGGAAAAAUUCUGUCCGACAUAAUCUCUCGAUAAAUCCACAUUUCCGAAAAGGAUCGAAAGCGCCUCAUGGAGCCGGUCAUUUAUGGGCGAUCGCGAAUCGCAACGAUUGCAGCCCUCGUCCGCUCGCUGUCAACGGCUUAACUGCGAUACCUACGCGACAGGCUACGAAACACGACAGCAAUGAAUCCGGGAGAAACGAAAGCAUCGUCAGCGAAAUUAUCGCGAUGGACGAAGUGGAGGCUGCGACGGCGAGCAUCACACAGCAGAAUUCCGAGGAGGAGACCGAUAGUAUUCUGAAUUCCGUGACGCUCGAGCAUUCCGCCGAGCAGAUACUCAAUGGUAUAAAGCGCGAGGUGGAGGUGCAAUAUCUGGUUCCCAUGAUGGUGACCAGCAAUGAUCACGAUGGGAAUCAGCAAAGCCAGCAAACCGCGCAAACAGAACUUCAGUGUCCCUUCAAGGAAAGCGACUUUCUGAAUCCAGUGUCUAAGGAAGUCGUCGCCGAAGAAUGCGGCCUCAUCAGCGAAGGCUACCUCGUCACAGAUCUGAAUCCGAACACUUUGGGAUUGAAUGUGGUGGAUCCCGAGCUCAUAGGAUCCGAGAAUCUCUUCGGCGAAGAGCUGAGCUUCCAGUUUUACGAACUGACGUCGCCGUCUCAGCUACAAUCGGCCUGACACACGGAGAAUAACAAAGUACGCUUUAUCGUGAUCGACGAGUUGCAAUUACAAAACACUCGGCCGCGCGUCGAUAACGACGAGCUGGUGGUUCGCACCACUGAUGAAAUCGAGAGGAACGCUUCGGAGCACGGGAGCUCACAAAGGAGGUCUUCCGUCGAUAGCAAUCCGAACAACGAGACGUCUUGCAUGACGAUGAAGAGCUGAUCUUGCUCGAAUCGUUCCGUCAAAAAGUUUUUACAAUGACACUGUUUGAGGAUGUUCGAUUAUUUUAGUCGAUGCGGCUGCUAGAAUAGUUAUACAAGUUCACUGAUAAGCUUAAUGGAAUGGAUAACGAGUCAAACACGUGCAAGUACGAGAAAAUCAUGUCUCUCCGGAUGAUAGAACGAAAUGCAAAUGCGACCUAGUUCCGCGGUUCACAGCGACAGAACGCGGUGCGACGCGAUUUAUAACAAACGACAUAACUGCAUAAUCGUCCAAUUGUGUGCCUGAUUACGUGUCUUAAAGAGAGCGCCAUUUAUCUCGACGAUGCAUUAGAAUAAUUUCUUCUAGUCCUUUCGAAACACAGUGUGUAAUGUUUUUGUAUUAGUAAAGAAAGUAUGAUAUUUACUAUUAUGUGUGUAUAUUGUCCCUGACAUCUGUGUCGCACUUGCGAGUAAAUGUGAGGAACUUAUUGGCAAGUUUCUAUUGCAAAAAAGAAAGAGCUUCUGCAACGAAAUGAGAGAGAGAAUUUGGAUAUCUUUUGAUCACAGUUUCGCGAGAUGUCUCGUGAUCGCUAAUUGCUUAAAUAA
Messenger RNA from Odontomachus brunneus, 2513 nucleotides. RefSeq names its product defective pharyngeal development protein 4-like. Bases 1 to 1722 code for a protein of 573 amino acids. The record is from RefSeq and is a predicted model, not a curated record. The transcript has 5 exons. NCBI's taxonomy places the organism in Eukaryota, Metazoa, Arthropoda, Insecta, Hymenoptera, Formicidae. Gene Ontology annotation, molecular function: cis-regulatory region sequence-specific DNA binding; DNA-binding transcription factor activity. Gene Ontology annotation, biological process: regulation of DNA-templated transcription. Gene Ontology annotation, cellular component: nucleus.